AUGACAGCAAGAGAGCACAGCCCUCGCCAUGGCGCCAGGGCCCGUGCGCUGCAGCGGGCUUCCACCGUGGAUGUGGCCGCGGACAUGGUUGGCCUCUCUCUGGCAGGAAAUCUACAGGAUCCAGAUGAACCCAUUUUAGAGUUCAGCUUAGCUUGUAGUGAGCUGCACACGCCAUCGCUAGACCGGAAACCAAAUAGUUUUGUGGCCGUGAGUGUGACCACCCCUCCUCAGGCAUUCUGGACGAAGCACGCGCAGACCGAGAUCAUCGAGGGAACCAACAACCCUAUAUUCUUAAGCAGCAUUGCCUUCUUCCAAGACUCCCUCAUCAAUCAGAUGACGCAGAUCAAGCUCUCCGUGUACGACGUCAAAGACAGAUCUCAGGGAACAAUGUACCUGCUGGGCUCUGGGACCUUUAUUGUCAAGGACCUGCUCCAGGACAGGCAUCAUCGGUUGCAUUUAACACUGAGGUCUGCGGAGAGUGACCGUGUGGGUAACAUCACGGUGAUCGGCUGGCAGAUGGAGGAGAAGUCAGACCAGCGGCCUCCAGUGACCCGGACUCUGGACACCGUCAACGGGAGGAUGGUCCUGCCCGUGGACGAGAGCUUGACCGAAGCAUUGGGAAUCCGAUCCAAAUAUGCUUCAUUGCGUAAAGACACCUUACUGAAAUCGGUGUUCGGCGGCGCCAUCUGCCGCAUGUACCGCUUCCCCACCACCGACGGCAACCACCUGCGGAUCCUGGAGCAGAUGGCGGAGAGCGUGCUCUCCCUGCACGUGCCCCGGCAGUUCGUGAAGCUGCUGCUGGAAGAAGACGCGGCCAGAGUGUGUGAACUGGAGGAGCUGGGGGAGCUGUCUCCCUGCUGGGAGAGCCUCCGGCGCCAGAUCGUCACUCAGUACCAGACCAUCAUCCUCACGUACCAGGAGAACCUGACUGACCUGCAUCAGUACAAAGGUCCCUCGUUUAAAGCGAGCAGUUUGAAAGCAGAUAAAAAGUUGGAAUUUGUUCCCACAAACUUGCACAUACAGAGGAUGAGGGUUCAGGACGAUGGAGGAUCAGAUCAGAGCUACGACAUUGUCACCAUCGGGGCGCCAGCCGCUCACUGCCAAGGUUUUAAGUCAGGAGGCCUCCGCAAAAAGCUGCACAAAUUUGAAGAGACCAAGAAACAUACGUCAUCCAGCUGCCAGUCCAUCGUCUACAUCCCACAGGACGUCGUCAGAGCCAAGGAGAUCAUCGCCCAGAUCAACACCCUGAAAACCCAAGUGAGCUACUACGCAGAGCGGCUCUCCAGGGCGGCCAAGGACAGGUCUGCCACUGGCCUCGAAAGGACACUGGCCAUCUUGGCAGACAAGACCCGGCAGCUGGUCACCGUCUGCGACUGCAAGCUGCUGGCCAGCGCCAUCCAUGGGCUGAACGCAGCGCGGCCCGACUACAUCGCCUCCAAGGCCUCCCCCACCUCGACUGAGGAGGAGCAGGUGAUGCUCAGGAACGACCAGGACACGCUCAUGGCCCGGUGGACGGGCAGGAACAGCCGGUCGUCUCUGCAGGUGGACUGGCACGAGGAGGAGUGGGAGAAAGUGUGGCUGAACGUGGACAAGAGCCUGGAGUGCAUCAUCCAGCGGGUGGACAAGCUGCUGCAGAAGGAGCGCCUGCUCGGUGAGGGCUGCGAGGACGGCUUCCCCUGCUCGGGCAGCGGCACCAGCAAGAAAGAUUGCAGCCCCCCUCCUGAAGAAUCCAGCCCAGGUGAGUGGAGUGAGGCGCUUUACCCGCUGCUGACCACACUCACAGACUGUGUGGCCAUGAUGAGCGACAAAGCCAAGAAGGCCAUGGUCUUCCUGCUCAUGCAGGACAGCGCGCCCACCAUCGCCGCCUACCUGAGCCUGCAGCACCGCCGCGACGCCGUCUUCUGCCAGACCCUGACGGCUCUCAUCUGCGGCUUCAUCAUCAAGCUGAGGAACUGCCUGCACGACGACGGCUUCCUGCGGCAGCUCUACACCAUCGGGCUGCUCGCCCAGUUCGAGAGCCUGCUGAGCACCUACGGUGAGGAGCUGGCCAUGCUGGAGGACAUGAGCCUUGGAAUCAUGGACUUGAGGAACGUGACCUUCAAAGUUACACAGGCCACUUCCAACGCUUCGACUGACAUGCUGCCUGUCAUCACAGGAAAUCGUGACGGGUUUAACGUGCGGAUCCCUCUGCCGGCCCCGCUGUUCGACACCCUGCCCCGGGAGAUCCAGAGCGGCAUGCUGCUUCGGGUGCAGCCGGUCCUCUUCAACGUGGGCAUCAACGAGCAGCAGACGCUGGCCGAGAGGUUUGGCGACACGUCCUUGCAAGAAGUUAUCAACAUGGAGAGUCUGGUGCGGUUAAACUCCUACUUCGAGCAGUUUAAGGAAGUGCUGCCUGAGGACUGCUUGCCUCGCUCUCGGAGCCAGACGUGCCUGCCGGAGCUGCUGCGGUUCCUGGGCCAGAACGUCCACGCCAGGAAGAACAAGAACGUGGACAUCCUCUGGCAAGCGGCUGAGGUCUGCCGCCGCCUUAACGGGGUCCGGUUCACCAGCUGCAAGAGCGCCAAGGACCGCACGGCCAUGUCGGUGACGCUGGAGCAGUGCCUGAUUCUGCAGCACGAGCACGGCAUGGCCCCGCAGGUCUUCACCCAGGCCCUGGAGUGCAUGCGCAGUGAGGGUUGUCGAAGAGAAAAUACAAUGAAGAAUGUUGGAAGUCGCAAAUAUGCGUUUAAUUCCCUGCAGCUGAAGGCUUUCCCCAAGCAUUACAGGCCUCCCGAAGGGACUUACGGCAAGGUUGAAACUUGA
Messenger RNA from Pipistrellus nathusii (Nathusius's pipistrelle), 2802 nucleotides. The record is from the annotation of a GenBank genome assembly. Lineage: Eukaryota; Metazoa; Chordata; Mammalia; Chiroptera; Vespertilionidae.